UGCACGUGGUGCCGAGGGGCUGCUGCUGCUGCUGGGAGCGCGUCGCGUGCAGGUGCCCGCGUGAGCCCGCCCGGGGGGAGUUGUCGGCACGACGACCCGAGGCGCAGCCCGAGCCGAGCGGUGACAAUGGGUCUCCUUGCGUCACGAGUGGCGUCGCUGCUGGACGGAAUGUUCACUCAGCAAGCGCGCGUGCUGCUGCUGGGUUUGGACGCGGCCGGGAAAACCAGCAUCCUGUACAAGCUCAAGCUCGACGAAUCCGUGGUGACCAUCCCGACCAUCGGCUUCAACGUGGAGACCGUGCAGCCCAUCAGGAACGUCACCUUCACCGUGUGGGACGUGGGCGGCCAGCAAAAGAUCCGCGCUCUCUGGAGGCACUACUUCCAGAACACGGACGGGCUCCUCUUCGUGCUGGACAGCGCGGACUGGGAGCGCUUCCCGGAGGCUCUCAAGGAGCUGGACGCCAUCCUGGACAGCCCCGAGAUGACGCGGGUGCCCUUCGUGCUCCUCGCCAACAAGCAGGACCUCCCGCGGGCAGCGGCCACCGCGGAGGUGGCGGAGGCGAUGAAGGCGGUGAAGACGCGGCACGGGCGCGAAUGGCUGGUGCAGGGCUGCUGCGCCCGCACCGGAGAGGGCCUCCUGGAGGGCGUGGGGCAGCUCUCCCGCUUUAUCAGCAACUCCAGAGCCUCCUCGGGGACAAAUCGUCUGCUGUGCACCUGCAUCAGCAGCCACACGAACGAAGCAUCAGAAGAGAACGCGUCCACGUGCACGCGCCACGCGACUGCGCGUGCCUCUCGCUGCGAGUGA
This is a messenger RNA of Lethenteron reissneri (Far Eastern brook lamprey), 804 nucleotides long. RefSeq lists its product as uncharacterized. The record is from RefSeq and is a predicted model, not a curated record. Gene Ontology annotation, molecular function: GTP binding; GTPase activity. NCBI's taxonomy places the organism in Eukaryota, Metazoa, Chordata, Hyperoartia, Petromyzontiformes, Petromyzontidae.